Messenger RNA from Xenopus laevis (African clawed frog), 1162 nucleotides. RefSeq lists its product as uncharacterized. NCBI's taxonomy places the organism in Eukaryota, Metazoa, Chordata, Amphibia, Anura, Pipidae. Bases 1 to 717 code for a protein of 238 amino acids. The record is from RefSeq and is a predicted model, not a curated record. The transcript has a single exon.
AUGGUACCAGCCAUGAGCAAAGCGAAAAUUGAUCUAGUCGCAAAGUCAAUUAUUUCACCGACAACAGUCAUCAUGGCACAAGCUGAGACCCAACAACACCAAACAGGACUGGCUGUAAAACGAUCAUCAGCCGUAACAAUGGCACCAGCUAAAUUCCAGCUGACAAAAUUAUUUGUUGUACUGGUCAUUCUCCAGCAGGUGCGGCCAUCGAACUCUAGGUCUCCAGAAUGUCAAUGGCUUGAUAAAAAAGGGGAACAUAUUGACAAUGAAAUACUCAUUGUACUUGAUCAUUUACAACCAAAAGAAAAGAUUCAAGAUGAUUGCUUUGAUGAAGUUCAUCAUUAUGGCUUUCCCAACAACAUACAUGAGCUGAAAGCUGCAGCCAUGGUGGUGCAUACAGUCUACAAUGAAACCGUGAUAUUCUACAGCAACUUUGCUAAAACACUUGGACUAUCAAAGAAAGAUUAUGAGAAGCUGCUUUCCCUUCUGCGUUAUGUAAUGAAUAACUUGACUCCAUGUGUAACAAAUGCAGAGCAAUAUAAGGAUGUCACAGAACGCACAUCCAACCAAUACACAGAAUUAGAAAACUAUGCCCAGAAGUGGGGAAACACUGCAUGUGCCCAGAUCAUAAUUUGGAUUAUCAGCAAUAAUGUACAGGAGGCUGUUCAUCUCUCCUCUCAAAUGCGAAAAAUGCUUCUAAUGAGUAAAACCUCUUAACUUUAUUUCUAUGGCUAUUGUUCAAAAGGAAUAAUAAACUCAUAAUUAUUUCUGUAGAAAGAGAACCUGAAUGUCUGUGAUUCUUUUUUGAUUUGUAUAAAUUAACAGAAUCCACCAAAUCCCCUCGCGCUCGGGUGCGCACCCCUCCAUGCUGGCCUGCGCAUGUGUGCUCACACGUGCGCACCCGAGCACGGAGGGGUGCGUCCCCGAGCAAGCAGGGGAGGACACAUUCGCACCCGAGCACGGAGGGGAGCACAUGCGCGCACCCAAGCACGAAGGAUAGAGAACGUGUGCAGAUGAGCAUGGAGGGGUGCACACCCAAGCACGGAGGGGAGAGAACAUGUUGCAGACGAGCAUGGGAACGCAUGUGCACAAACGGUCUGAGAACAGCGCACGUGUGCACCUGAACACAAAUGGGUGCACACAGAGUGGAGCGCAGACGAGC